CAUGGUUGAACAAAUAAAUUCUGGCUUACAUCAGGGUUAGAUGCGGUGCUAUGGCUCAAUAUGGAAAUGUCUUGAUAGUUCUUCCAUUCAUUGGGACCUUGGGAAACAGCUGUUUCAUCCAAAGCUUGCAGCCAAUGAAAUACAAAAUGUAUUUGUUGAGACAACAAUAAAGCGCUUAGGCUGCAAAUCGAUUCGUAUAAAUACCCAUGGCAUGAAAGAUCCAAGACAUUAUCCACCGAGACAACAGCAAUAAUGAAAUACUUCGUGAUCUGUGCUUUGGCUGCUCUCGUCCUCAUUCAGCACGCCUCGGGAUUCAAAAUCCGGCGCGUUGUCUAUGUGGUUCCAGUGACUGCAAGCACUACCACCGCUGCACCCGUCACAGGAAAUAGCACGACAGCUGCUUCAACAACAGUGUCAACAACCACAGUGGCACCAAUCAAGGUGAUAUACUGCUCCUGGAAGAACAAUUGGUGUCGUCCGGCCUCGAACACGGUGCUCAACUGCAAGUGGGGCAUCUGCAAAUACACUGGUUAAAAAUGUUACUGCUAUUGAUAGUUAAAUUUACCCAAAACGGAAAUAAACAAUCUUCAAAUAUAUUGUAGCACAAAUUUUCUUGGUUUUUUAUUUUUAUUUGAAAGUCUGGCUUGGUCAAAAAAGACUUGCUGGAACGGUUGGUUUUUAUUCUUAUUCAAAUACGAUGGCCAAU
Molecule: messenger RNA, 706 nt
Organism: Drosophila obscura
Lineage: Eukaryota; Metazoa; Arthropoda; Insecta; Diptera; Drosophilidae
Exons: 1
Coding region: 253-534 (93 amino acids)
Source: RefSeq, a predicted model, not a curated record